AUGCAACGUGAUACAUCAUCCAGCGCACCAAAAUAUCGUAGCUUCACGUCUACUCGUGAACGUUCGCGAUAUUCUGGAAAUGGGACGAAACUAUCUCUUACAAGUUGCAUCAUUUUUUCAGUUGUGGAAGGUCGGGGUAGUGCACGUGGUGAAAUUGGACUUGCAAGCAUUGAUGCAUUAUGCAGUGAAUUACACUUAUGGCAAUUUAUCGAUUCUGCAUCUUAUGCACGACUUCGAAUUCAGUUUCAAAUUCAAGAACCUGUUGAGGUUAUUGUUCCGGAAACUUUCGUUGAAAAGGCUAAUAGUAUGAAUCCUGUGUUGGAAUUGAUUCGUAGCACUUAUCCAGAAGUAGAAAUCACGAUGAUUAAUAGGCGUUUUUUCAACGAUCUGAAAGGGAUUGAAUUGUUAAAACAACUAAGUUCAAGUGAAUCGUCCAAUAUAACACCAGAAGUAUAUAAAAAAUACUACUGUAUGGCAGCUGCUGCCGCAUUAAUCAAAUAUGUGGAAUGCAUACAAAAUAUAUUAUUUGCUCAAAAUUCGCUGAAAGUUACUUAUCUUUUUGCAGAGAAAUCUUGCUUUAUAGAUGUCAAUACCAUGAGAAAUGUGGAAGUAGUGGAACGUAUACAUCUUAAGCAAAAAACAUUGGGUCGUAGUCUUUUCUCGGUUUUGAAUACAUGUUUGACUAGUGGUGGAGUACGAUUGCUUCGUAGUAGUUUAUUACAACCUUCAGCCGACUUAUCAAUGAUUGAAACACGCUUGGAUGCUAUUGAAGAACUUAUUAGCAAUCAACCGAAAUUUGAUCGUUUGCGAGCAAUUAUUGCUGGCAUAAGUGAUAUAUAUCGAUUAAUAACAGUUUGCUGUUAUCUACAAAAUCAAAACGAAACUGUUCGUAUAGUUGAGCAUCGCAUCACUCAGAUCCUGAAUUUGCAACAAACACUACAUUUGAUUAAGCCGUUAAAGGAUGCUUUAAAAAACAGCAGGGCUCAUUUGUUUCGUCUAUGUUACAAUCAUUUGGACGAUGAACGAUUCGAGAGCAUAAUGAAUAUUCUAGAUGAAAAACUGAACACAACAUGUAAAGUAGGCGAACGGUCAUCUUUAGCAUUACGACAAAAACGAUGCUAUGCAAUUCGAGACGGAAUUGAUCAGAUGAUUGAUGUGAUGCGAAAAGCGUAUGAAGAGCUGUUACGUGAUACGCGCGAAAAGGGUAAUGAAGAUGCAAGCGAGAUAUCGGAAGCGAAACUUAUCUAUACUGCAAGUCGUGGUUUCCAUUUUUGUAUUCCUUGCUUGGAUCCUGUUGCUAGAAUCAAACUGCCAUCACAAUUUAUUGAUAUGGUCAGGAAUCGGACUUCUGUUUCUUGCACAACUCGUUCAUUAUUACGCUACAAUGAAAGAAUCGAUGAAGUGGUUAACGAAAUAACAAUUAGGAGCAAUGUGAUAGUGGUUGAACUAUUGAAUAAGAUCCGUUUAAUGAUUCCAUGUUUAUAUCAUGCAAUUGAAGCAAUAUCGAUGGUCGAUUUUAUUUCAUCUCUUGCGGUAUAUGCUAUGAAAAUUCCAUCAGUUCGACCAUCAUUUUCUCCUUCAAUGUCGAUGAUUAUCAAACGAGGAAGACACCCACUUUUGGAUUUGGCAAGCGAAAAUUUCAUUCCAAAUGAUGUUUAUUUGUCGCCGGAAUCCCGAAUCAAUAUCAUUACGGGACCGAAUAUGGCUGGAAAAUCAACAUAUUUGAAGCAGAUUUGCUUACUGCAUGUGUUAGCCCAAACAGGAAGUUUUGUACCAGCAGAAAUGGCGGCAUUUCCAAUUCUCACUCGAAUCUUUUCACGCAUUGGGCAUAAUGAUGAUUUGACAGCUAAUUUGUCAGCUUUCGCUGUUGAGAUGUCCGAAAUGGCACCUAUUUUAAGUACAGCUGAUUCUCUAUCAUUAGUUCUUAUCGAUGAACUUGCAUGUAGCACAGCAUAUGAUGAAGGUUUAAGUAUAUGCUUUGCCAUAUGUGAAGAGCUUCUACGGAGAAAGGCUUAUGUUGUAUUCGCUACUCAUUAUCUUGACUUGGCAUCGCUUGCAACAAUGUAUCCCAGUGUUGAAAACUUUCAUUUCUCCGCUAACACAGUGAAAAUCAAACAAGAUGACGAUAGCGAAGUGGAAAAACUUCACUGUUCUCAUCAACUCUAUACUGGUCCAUACAAUGGUCCACUUUAUGCAUUUAAUUUGGCUGAUCUAACAACUUUUCCGAGAGAAGUACUAACUGAGGCACAUACAUUAGCCAUGUCCUUACGCACACAACGUAACGUGAUGGUCGAAAUGGAUGAUGAAAUGCGUCAACGUCGUUCUAUUAUUCGAUUUGCAUGCAAGUUACGUUCUAUGCUACCACUUCUAACAAAAACAGAUACCGAUGCUGCUGCUCCUUAUCUUUCAAAAUUGCGCGAUCAACUUUUCCAAGAUUUACCACCGCUAACAAAUGAUCAGUAG
Brugia malayi is the source of this 2463-nucleotide messenger RNA. RefSeq names its product MutS domain III family protein (gene Bma-him-14). Bases 1 to 2463 code for a protein of 820 amino acids. NCBI's taxonomy places the organism in Eukaryota, Metazoa, Nematoda, Chromadorea, Rhabditida, Onchocercidae. Gene Ontology annotation, cellular component: nucleus. Gene Ontology annotation, molecular function: mismatched DNA binding; ATP binding; ATP-dependent DNA damage sensor activity. The transcript has 21 exons. The record is from RefSeq and is a predicted model, not a curated record. Gene Ontology annotation, biological process: mismatch repair; reciprocal meiotic recombination.